AUGUUGACCUCAUCGCUUACUAGUGAAGAUGGUCUCUUCCGUCAGCGGCUUGACUCCAUUAACAAGGAGAUGCAGGCCAUUAUUGAGCGCACAGCGAUUGAGCGCGACAGGCUCUUCCGCACUGGCGCGAUGGCGUCUUUGCCGUGGAGCAUUGAUGACGCCACGAAAAUAGGGGGCGCAGAGCUCGUGCAUCCCUUACAGAGUGUUGCUGUUGCUGCUUCUGCGAAUGCCAUGCAGUUGGUCGUGGACGAGGCAACUGUUCGACGGAUUGUGACGGACGAGAUGAAGGGUUUGAAGACGAUGUUUCAACAGAUGCUAUCCGAGGCGGUGAGUGGCGUUCACUCGGCUGUGCAGAGGCGUCUCGAGGAGGUGAGUAAAUGCCAAGCCGACCUCGCCGAAUCGCUGCGGGAGGCGACGGAGGCCUCACGGCGCGGUUUAGCGGAGUUGCAGGGCGGGUUCAGUCGUCUGCAGCGCAGCACCGAGAGGCCGGUAGAGGAGCUGGCAAAGGAGCUGGAGAGUUUCGUCGCGACGAGCACAACGGAGCAAACGCGUCUGCGCGAUGCUAUUGCUGCCCUGCAGAACGAGGCAAGGAUUGAGCAGCAACGGGGAGACCGCCGCGUCGAUGAGCUCGUGCGCCGCCACCAUGACUUAGUGCGCAACUCGCUCCUUGAGUUAGACACCCAGGCCGGUGGACUGCGGGACGAAAUGCAGGGCAUGCUGCGCACACAUGCCCGGCAGGCGGCUGAAGAACGGGACGCAGUUCAGCAUCACGUGGCUCGUCUUCAGGGUGCAUUAGAGGCAACAAAUGACACUACCACAAGGUGGGUCACGGAGCUGCGUAGCUUGAUGGAAGAGAACAUUGCUCGUCGCAGCGAAAUACGCUCGUGCUUCCGCGAUUGUAAUCGGCUGGAGAUGCUUUUGGGGGGCGCCUCACCGAGUGAUGCAGCUCGGGCGGAGAGACGCGAUGUAUCACGUGGCCCUGUCGAUAGCAGGGCGGGUGGUGCGACGGUCCAUCCAGGGGAGUUAAGGGCGGUCAAGGAGAAGAUCAGCAAUCUCUUCAGCAGGACGGAGAAGGUGGAGCAGCAGGUGGCGCAGAUGGACGAAGCUUGGCGGCAUUUGUUUGCAGGUGGUAAUGGUGGUGUUGGAUUUACUGGUGCUGCUGCUGCUGCUGCUUCUAGUGGCGGCGGCGGUGGUGAGGGCCACAUGACUUUCAUAAAUCAGGACUCACGUCAGGCAAUGUCAGGCAGCAGAAUUGAGCGGCCACGACCACUACAAGCAAAGAGCAUUCUCGCUGCUUCACAUAUUCAGACAUCACAAAUUACAACGCCAAUGAACAUGCGGGGUCUGCCACAACAUCAGAUGACGCCGGCUAGUGUUUCUCAAGUCCACAGUCCGAUGGGAGUGAUGGGAGGAAUGCAUGGUGAGAGCCCAGUGCAGAGCUCUUCAGCUGCGUCACCAAUGUCUUUUCAUUCCCGCGGUGCUUAUGAUCCACGUAUGCACCAGCAACAACAACAACAACAGCAGCAGCAACAGUAUUACAUGCAUCAUCAACAGCAACACCAGCACCAUCACCACCAAAUGAGUCACCACCAGAUGCAUCAUUACCAACAGAUGCACCAACAGCAGCAACAACAAAAACCAGGUGCCACGCGGCUGGUGGGUUCGCAUUCCCGCUCUCGUCUCUUACAUGGGCCAUUGGAGCAGUCUGCGGAGCACAGUGGUGUCUCACACGUUCGGAGUGGUGACUUUACUGCAAGUGAGGUGCCACCCCAACAUCCAUCGAAUACUCAAAUGCUGGACACAACUCUGCCAGGUCGUGGCCACAAUAAGCCAUCCUCCCCACUUAAAGAAGCACCUGCCAAAUCAAGGUCACCCACUCCAUCGGAUUCGUAUGUGAGUGACGGUGGCAAAGACCUAAAGGAAGACAGCUCUAUGCAGUACAUUCCUGCACCCACUAGUGAUAUCGAGAGUGAGAUGGAAAACAAGAAAAUGGCCCGCCUGGCUUUGGAUUAA
Messenger RNA from Trypanosoma grayi, 2013 nucleotides. RefSeq lists its product as hypothetical. NCBI's taxonomy places the organism in Eukaryota, Euglenozoa, Kinetoplastea, Trypanosomatida, Trypanosomatidae. The record is from RefSeq and is a predicted model, not a curated record. The coding region runs from base 1 to 2013 and encodes 670 amino acids. The transcript has a single exon.